Molecule: messenger RNA, 1973 nt
Organism: Glycine soja
Lineage: Eukaryota; Viridiplantae; Streptophyta; Magnoliopsida; Fabales; Fabaceae
Product: protein ENHANCED DISEASE RESISTANCE 2-like
Exons: 9
Coding region: 264-686 (140 amino acids)
Source: RefSeq, a predicted model, not a curated record
GCUUCAGUCUUUGGAACGCACAUGCCUUUCUUCCAUCUUCCUUGCGCCCUUCACCCUUCACCCUGCCGUGACCUCCCAUACAUCUCACUCUCGCCCUUCACCCUGCCCUGACCUCCACAAGCUCGUCGUGGACAUUUCCCAACCUGUGCUCCGUCCCGUCUCCGGCGAAGGGUAGGGUUUUUGUGAGAACAAAAACACCUAACCCUAAUAUUGCUGCCGCUCUAAGAGUGGUGGGAUUCGGAAACAAGCAUGGACCAAACUCUAUGUGUAGUGGUGGGAUUCUAUUUUGCUCAUCUCUUACACCAACAACACAUUCUCCAUGGUUCAGUGCUCAGGAGGAUGAAGAUGAACCUCAUCCAAAUUUGUUGAGGACCACAGUUGGAAAUGGUCCUCCGGAAUCAGUUUUUGACUGGACACGGGAAAUAGACUCAGAUUUGUCAAAUCAGAAUAUCAAUAACCAAGCAUUCUCAAGAAAGCAUUGGCGUCUUUUACAAUGUCAAGAUGGACUUCGUACUUUUGAAGAACUUGGUGAAGUUGUGAAGUUGAUUACCUUGAUGUUACUAUACAAGAGGACUUGCUGCAUAAAGUUCUUUUCCUUGUUUUAUUUAUUCCUACAGAGUGUUGAAAAGGAAGAGUCAUUGAGGAAAAAAGGGCAUGGGAAGAAAGCAAGAAGAUGUGGGUGCUAGCAGGCCCUGCCAUAUGGUUCCUUUUACAGUCUUGAGAUCCGGUACAACACUGUUUUGAUUCUUCUUACAGGCAACAUGAAAAAUGCUGAAGUGUCUAUUGAUGCUCUGGCCAUAUGCCUCAACAUUAGUGGGUGGGAAAUGAUGAUAGCCCUUGGUUUCUUUGCUACAACAAGUGUGUCUAGAGAAGGAGGUCUUGUGCUUGCCCGAACCUGACUAUACAAAGUACUUACACUACAACAAUUUCAUUUUUCCUAGCUGUAGAGUUAUUCAAUGGUUUAUCAAGGUAAGUUUCCUUUGGCGUUUCAAACUUUAACACAAAUAUAUAACUUAACUGCUGUUCUUGUGGAAAUAUUUUCUCUCUUUAUUUCUUAUUUUAAUAAUAAAUUUAGAAAAUUUUACUUUGUUUGCACAAAAAUAUUCAAAAUAAAAAUAGAUGGCAUUUGUAAUCAUUUGUGUGUAAAGAAAAUGACUUCUCAGGCUAAAUGGUGUCCUUACCUUGUACUUUGCUCUGUCCAUUUUUGCUGAACAAAGUACAUCAUUACUCAUCAAUAAACUUCUUAAUUCCACUUGAUUCUUUCAUGUGUAUGCAGUGUAGAAGCCACUUUAAUCUUUCUUUUGGGAUAGUUUUCUUGACUAUUAAUUAUCUUCAUCGCUUUGUAUCCAUUUGUCAAUGCAAUGUAAGGAUUGUAGGUUAUUUAUCAGUUUGCAACAUUUGUUGAUUACGUACUUUUUUAACAUAUAUGAGAAGUGAUAAUGAGCAUUACUUUUACCAGGAUUGGGAAUACUGGAUGCUUGAAUUGCUUUCUAUUGCAUGCUUAUCAAUUGCCAUAAAGUUGAAUGAGAUAUCAGGACUUUCGUUGCAUGAAAUUCAGGUGACUAAUUGUCAUUACAUCCAUCAUUCCUUGUUCAUAUGAUAUAUUAAUUGUAUGGCUAGUGGAUCACCGUUAAUAGCUUUGUGGCAUCACGUGAGGUAAUUGAUCUUUACAAUCUCAUUUUCAAAUUAUUUUAUUAUGUAAAAGUAAUUGAUCUUUACAAUCUCAAUUGCAUCCUUAUCAAGUUAAGGAAUGAUGAGAUGGUCAAGACCUCUUAGUUUGUUUGCAGCUAAUGGAUAUUGCACUGAACAUGAAUUUGUUUCAUGACUUAGUCAUGUCUGUUCUCAUUUUAUUAACAACUAGUGGAGUGCCCGUGUGAUGCACGGGUCGGUAUUUUACUGUAAGUGAAAUAAAUACUAUUUGUCAGGGUGCUGUUUGUAUCAUUAGACUGUAAGUGAAAAAAUAAUAUUUGUCA